Messenger RNA from Parascedosporium putredinis, 1215 nucleotides. The record is from the annotation of a GenBank genome assembly. NCBI's taxonomy places the organism in Eukaryota, Fungi, Ascomycota, Sordariomycetes, Microascales, Microascaceae.
AUGUCUGACGAGACCACCACGCAGGCCAAGGGGCCCCACCCCAUUCCAUCCUCCAUUCUCAUUGUGGGCAGCGGCGCGUUUGGGCUUUCCACGGCGUGGGCGCUCGCGACGCGGCCGGAUUUCGCCGCCACGCGCAUCACGCUUGUGGACAGGGUGACGAGCCUCAAGGAUGGCGACCUACCGAGCAGCGACGCCGCGAGCAUGGAUUCGUCGCGCAUCGUCAGGGCCGACUACGCGGAUGCGCUGUACGCCCGGCUGGGCGUGGAGGCGCAAAAGGCGUGGAGGGGAGGGAUGGCGUACGUGCGGGGUAGCCUGGCCAACGUGAUGGACAUUGCCAAGGAGCAAGGGUACGCGGACCGGAUCGUGGAGGUGGGGACGGGGGAGGAGCUCCGGGCGUUGCUGGGCACGGCGGAGAAACCGGGCGACUGGGGGUAUCUGAACAAGACGUCGGGCUGGGCGGACGCGACCCGGGGCAUGGAGUGGGUGCUGGAAAAGGUCAAGGCCACGGGGAGGGAUGGCGCCGUGCUGGAGGCGGACUUGGUAGUUGUGGCGGCGGGCGCGUGGACGGGCGGGCUGGUGGACCUGCGGGGCCUGGUGACGGCGACGGGCCACGUGCUCGCGUACAUGGACCUGUCGGACGAAGAGCAGGCGGCGCUCGCUGACAUGCCUGUGGUGCUCAACCUCGGGUCGGGCUUGUUCGUGAUCCCGCCGCGGAAUAAUGUGCUCAAGGCCGCGAGGCACGCGUUUGGGUACCUGAACCCGGUCGACCUCCCCGCGGCGAAGUUGCUGCCGAAAGAGGUGCCCCAAGAGACGGACGGCCGUGCGGAAGAUGGUACCGGUGCUGCUGGCCGCGAUGGCGAUGAUGGCCCUGGUUCCACGAUACGGAUUUCCGCGCCUAGGACCGCGGUUGACGCGGAGUCGAUAGGCCUGCCCUUGGAGGCGGAGACGGAUCUGCGCCGCUCACUUCGGCAGUUCAUCCCCGUCGAAGCCUUGCACGACAGGCCUGGGCACGCGUACAAGUUCCUGCCUGUGCUCGGCGGCAAGAUUGUCGACUGCAUCGCGGGCCGGGGCGACGAGGCCGUGAGGCGAAAGUGGCGAUGGAGGGAGGGCAAGGUGUCCGUUGUGGAGGGUAUCGCGGCCGUCGUCACGGAGGAUGGGAGCCGUGGGGGCAGCCCGGGGAAGAUUCUGGAGAGGGAAUUGGCAAGGACGGAGUAG